Molecule: messenger RNA, 871 nt
Organism: Eurytemora carolleeae
Lineage: Eukaryota; Metazoa; Arthropoda; Copepoda; Calanoida; Temoridae
Gene: AP-1sigma
Product: AP-1 complex subunit sigma-2-like
Exons: 8
Coding region: 61-534 (157 amino acids)
Biological process (GO): intracellular protein transport; vesicle-mediated transport
Cellular component (GO): intracellular membrane-bounded organelle; membrane coat; AP-1 adaptor complex
Molecular function (GO): clathrin-cargo adaptor activity
Source: RefSeq, a predicted model, not a curated record
UUUCACUUCCAAAAGGGAAAAUCAAUGGAAUAAUAAAUUUUCUGGCGUAAGCAUAUCAAGAUGAUUCAGUAUUUGCUACUGUUCAGUAGACAGGGUAAACUGAGGUUACAGAAAUGGUUUGCUGCAUACUCGGAAGGAGCAAAGAAGAAGAUAACCCGUGAUCUCAUCUCAACAAUACUGUCGAGGAAACCGAAAAUGUCGUCUUUCCUUGAGUGGCAGGAUGUUAAAAUUGUUUACAAGAGAUAUGCUAGUCUAUACUUCUGCUGUGCCAUUGAGAACAACGACAACGAACUGAUAGCUCUUGAGAUUAUUCACAGAUACGUUGAACUCCUCGACAAAUAUUUUGGAAGUGUGUGUGAGUUGGACAUCAUCUUCAACUUCGAGAAGGCGUACUUCAUGUUGGACGAGUUCAUUAUCGGCGGCGAGGUUCAGGAGACUUCUAAGAAGAAUGUUCUGAAAGCCAUUGCUGCGCAGGACCUUCUUCAGGAGGAGGAGACACCUCAAGGGUUCUUUGAGGACGCUGGCCUCGGAUAAUAUUAGAUGAUAAGCGUGAGGAGUCCGCUGACAUCGAGAUAUAUAUCUACUAAAUCUACCAACAUCGAGAUAUAUCUCAGUAAUCUACCAACAUCAAGAUUUAUCUCAUUAAUCUACAAACAUCGAGAUAUAUCUCACUUAUCUACCAAUCUUGAGAUACAUUACUUAAUCUACAAUUCUCGAGAUAUUAAUUCUUGAUUAAUUCUAAUUCAUUGGUAUCCAUCCAAAACUCAUCGCCCUUUAAGAUUUGAACAUUCCGUAUUAUACCUCAUUUCCUUCUUAAAUGCAGUGUUUCCCUUUUUCUGCCCCCCCCCCCUUUAAAUCCACGUAACUUUUA